Molecule: messenger RNA, 2905 nt
Organism: Brassica rapa (field mustard)
Lineage: Eukaryota; Viridiplantae; Streptophyta; Magnoliopsida; Brassicales; Brassicaceae
Product: auxin-induced protein 15A
Biological process (GO): response to auxin
Source: RefSeq, a predicted model, not a curated record
GCAAAAACAUAUAGUCAAAGAAAGGGGCGAAAAUAAAUGUGUAUUCAAAAUUUCAAACCCAAACAUAUUGGGAAGUAGAGAUAAAUUAAAGUCAAAGACUCAAAGUGACAGAAUUAAGUAGCUACUACAUGUUGGAAUGUAAUCUCAAACUCUAUUCAUGUAAAGGAAAACACCACAGUCCACAAAUUUCUUUAAGUAGAUCACUUGAGUUUAAUGGGGGAGGGCCACUAGAAGAACUUCGAGAAGCUCUACACCUUUGACUAUGGAUAAAGUAUGGUGGUCCAGUAUAGUAAUGAUUCUUCCACUUGUUUCUAGUUUUCCACCACUUCUCGACACUUUCCCGCUUGAAACCAUCCUUUUGUUACCAUUUUUGCCUCUCCUACAUUUGUUUUUCCACUACAAAUGAAGAAUUAUCGUUGAAUGAAAGAGAAAAUAUAUAGUUAUCGUAGUAGGUUAAUUAAUAUAAUGUUUUUAUUAAUAUAAUGUUGCAUUAGCUUAUGUAUUGUAGACGAUUAAAGCAUUGCCUUUAGGGUGUGGCUCUAGAGAUGGGAAAGUGUUCAAACUAUAUAUAAUCGCAUUGUCAUUGUGAAUUCUAUGAAUAUUAAUUAUGCUUAAACUUUCAAACCAAUCAUGCAAAAGACCAAAAUAAAUCAGUUCUCAAAAAAUUACUCUAUAAGCCACCAAAUUGAUCAGUUUAUAUAAAAUCGAAUCGACAGGAAAAAAAGAAGUCACCAUAUAUAGUUGUUUUCGUAGAAAAUAUGUAAUUCUUCUUAUAAUUCAAGUCUACUUGGUUCUCUAUCCUUUCUUUGUCAAUCAAAACGAUAACAAUGCGUACAAAGACAUUAUCUUUGAUUACAUACGCGAUCAUAGUAGAUGAUGGUAUUAUUCUAAGAUGAAUAUUAUGUAAGUAUGAAUAAUCAGUUUGAUUACAUAUGUGAUAUGUAUAAGAUACACAAAUUCAAUGAUAUUUCUUAAAAUCUUCUUUCACGUACCUACUUUAUGUUAUCAUUUCUAAACCUAGUGUAGGAGGUUGGUGCUGAGCAUUUUCAAUCUAAUCAUGAACUGGCCAAUAACUAAAAGAUAAGAAGUUAUAAUAACAAAAAUAGAACUUAUAACCGUUUUAAAAAUUGGACAUAAAGUUUGAUCACUUUUGUUUUAUUCUUCAUGCUGACCACAAUGGUCAUCAGGAAUAUGAAUUAAAAAAGCAGGAUCACAAUAAUUAACAACUAAUGUUAAUAGGUUAUAAACAGAUCAUGGUAACAACUAACAACUAGAUGUCGUUAUAGGCUCUCGUUGUACAUUAGCCAGCUUAAAGUGCCAUCUUGAAAAUCAUUAUUCUACAUCUAUACAAAUUCUACAAAUCAUCUAAUUUCUCGUUCUUAAAACACAUGCUAUAAGCUGGCUAAUGUGCUAUAAACUAUUUUAAUAGAGAUUUGAUAAUUACGAAAUAAUUUUCAUUUUACACAACCACUCUAACAUUUGACAUUUGAAUUAUCUCAUGUUUAUAUAAACCCUGCACAUAUGUUACCAUUCUAUUAGAUGAAUUCGACUCGCAUAUUAAUAAACAUCAUCAAAAUAUACAAGUCUUGUACACACUAUCGUACGGCAAUACUUUGACAUCUUACCCACUACAGAAUACUAAAUGAACAUGGUUAGAUGCACAUGCACAUAUAUCAACAUCACGUAGAAAAUACUAGAGUUUAUGUCACCAUACUUUUAUUUCCCUCAAUUUAUGUAAUUAAUAUUCGUUUUAUAGUUAUGUUUAUAUCCAAUAAUGCAUUAGAUGAUCACCAAUUCCUUAUUUGAAACUUAAAUAUAUGGUCAUCAGAAAAUCAUUAAUUAAGAGUUUUCUUUUUGUGAUACAACUACAAGCAAUCAUCUCGUUGAAUAUAGGGUGCCUAUCCUAAAUAGAGCAUGACGUUUUACACUUUAAAUUAAUUGUCAGUGACCAUAUCCAUAUGUACUAAUACGAACCUCCGUGAUAAACCACCGCUUGCGUAAUGUACUAAAGUAUAAAAGUAUUACUAAGUGCGUAAAAAGUAAAAGUGGUGCCAUAUUUAUUCAUUUACAAACUCCAAAGACGUGCUGCAUGUAUCACGUAACCGUGAUUUGCGACGAAGAUGUAUGCACUUUUAUUUUUGUAACUAUCCUCUCCGCCAAGAAAUGCUCCCCACUAUUCCAAGUCAACAAAGACAAAAAGUAUCGAAAUAAAUAAAAUAUAUAAAGUCAAAGCUCUCCGGUUCUCGUUUUUUAUUAUCAUACAUCUAACCUUGGUAUAUAAUCACCAUCCAUCUUCUUAUUCUUCUUCAUCUUCUCAAUCUUAAUAACUUGAAAAAAAUAGAAAAAAGAAAAUGAUGGGAAAAAGAAUAGCUUCCUUCAAGAACUUAGCCAAGAAAAUGAAGAGCAUCAACACAAGAGAAGGCGGCUCCGAGUCAACUCAUAACGAGUCUCUCCUGAUCAAUGAGGCGGACGUCGCGGCGACUAAGACGCCUACGGGAACGUUUGCGGUGUACGUAGGGGAAGAACGCGUGAGGCGCGUGGUGCCGACAAGCUAUUUGAACCACCCUUUGUUCAGGAUGCUCCUUGACAAGUCACACGACGAGUUCCACUGUUUGGAUCAGAAGGUUAUGUUGGUCGUCCCUUGUAGCCUCUCCGUUUUUCAAGACGUCAUUAACGCCAUCGAGUCUUGUAAUGGUAACUUCGAGUUCGGUGAUUUUGUCGAGGAGUUUCUUUGACUUCUUGUGAUAAAAAAUAAUAUUUGUUGUAGUGAAAAACACCCCUUUGUUGCGUGGUGUGGAUUGUUUUUUUUUCUCCUGGAAUUUGUAUUCGGACAUAUCGAUUACACAAUGGGUUAAUUUGUCAAAUAACCAAAUUCAUAAUUAAGAGGAUAACACUGAUUUUGACA